This is a messenger RNA of Penaeus monodon (black tiger shrimp), 627 nucleotides long. RefSeq names its product glycine-rich cell wall structural protein-like. The record is from RefSeq and is a predicted model, not a curated record. The transcript has a single exon. Lineage: Eukaryota; Metazoa; Arthropoda; Malacostraca; Decapoda; Penaeidae. The coding region runs from base 1 to 627 and encodes 208 amino acids.
AUGCUGGUGCUCCCUCCUGGCGGCCCCCGCGGCCACGGCCUCCGGCAUCAAGUUCAAAGGCUUCGGCGGGGGCGGCCCAAAAAGGGCCCGGGGGCGGCGGCUACGGCGGAGGCAGGACCGGUCUACCUGAUUCCCGUCCAGAUCCCGCUCUAUCAGCCUACGGCGGACACGGCGUCGGCGGCAGUUACGGGGGAGGCGGGCACGGAGGCGGAUUUGGCGGUGGAGGAUUCGGAGGCGGUGGAUAUGGAGGAGGCGGAUUUGGCGGGGGGCACGGAGGCGGAUUUUGGGGGUGGGCACGGAGGCGGAUUUGGCGGAGGAGGCUUCGGAGGAGGUGGCUUAGGAGGAGGAGGCUAUGGCGGAGGUGGAUUCGGCGGCGGCCAUGGAGGAGGAAUCGGAGGAGGUGGAUCGGAGGCGGUCACGGAGGUGGAUUUUGGUGGCGGCCAUGGAGGAGGCGGAUUCGGAGGAGGAGGAUAUGGAGGAGGGGCCAUGGAGGUGGGUUUGGAGGUGGGACACGGAGGCGGCGGUGUAAUUUUUAUAAGGGGGUGGGAAUCGGAGGCGGCCAUGGAGGAGGAAGGAGGAGGUGGCUAUGGAGGAGGUGGGGACACGGAGGUGGCGGUGGAUUCGUAG